This is a messenger RNA of Penicillium brevicompactum, 390 nucleotides long. RefSeq lists its product as uncharacterized. NCBI's taxonomy places the organism in Eukaryota, Fungi, Ascomycota, Eurotiomycetes, Eurotiales, Aspergillaceae. The transcript has a single exon. Gene Ontology annotation, molecular function: sequence-specific DNA binding. The coding region runs from base 1 to 390 and encodes 129 amino acids. The record is from RefSeq and is a predicted model, not a curated record.
AUGAAUCGGAGAUGGAAGAUAGGAGAAGGCGACCACCGACCAACACUGGCUUCAUCGCAGGGUGAUAUUGUCGUGGAUUUGCGAGCAAUGAGGGCUGAGUUCGAAGCGCUCAGUGCGCCGCAACGACACUUCAUGUUGCGCGAUCUGCAGUACAAGAUGGAGGUCAUGCAAAAUAGCGUGGAGAAAGUCGAGAGAGCAGCAUAUGGUAUAUUAGUUCGUGGGAGUGAGAUGGCAUUGUUGCUCCGACUUCAUCGAGCACCGCCUAAAGUUUGCAGAGAGACUUCAUCGACUCAGACGACUUCCAAGUUUGAAGAUGACAGUUAUGAAAUUCCGUUCUUCGAGGAAGCUUCAAUGAAUGAGAACCAUCCUUCCUCUCGUAUGAGCUACUGA